Molecule: messenger RNA, 1188 nt
Organism: Dendrobium catenatum
Lineage: Eukaryota; Viridiplantae; Streptophyta; Magnoliopsida; Asparagales; Orchidaceae
Exons: 4
Coding region: 1-1188 (395 amino acids)
Source: RefSeq, a predicted model, not a curated record
AUGGAGAAUUUGGGGAACAAAAAUCAGAGGAAUAAUAUGCAAAAACAAAUUCCAAUUGAAAAGGAGGUUGCUGUUGUUGUGGAUAUUCCUGAUAUGGUUUCUAAUAAAUGGCCAGGUGGAAAGAAAACUGCUGAAGACAAGAUGCCAACUAUUUCUGUAACUAACAGAUAUGCUGUUUUGCUUGAAGACAUCGGGGAAGAACCACUGGAAAAAAUUGAGGAGAUUGAUAAACUGAAGAAUACGGAUACCCCCUACAAUGAGGAGGUUGUUGUUGCUGGAGAUACGGGUAUGGAAGUAGAUGAUCCAGGGGGUGUUUUGGUGCUUUGGAAUAACAAGAUUGUGUAUUUUGUGGUGGAGGAGACUUCUUCCCAAUUGAUUAUUGGGGACCUCUCGGUUCCUAGCCUUAGGUCUUGGAAGGAGGAGAAGAGAGGAGGUAAGAGGUUCCUUUUUUCCAAAGGGCCUGGAGAUAUGAAGUGUUUUAUGACAAACUCAGAUUUCCAUGAUGUGAGAAGCAUUGGACCAAGGUUUACAUGGUGCAACAACAAGGAAGGAGCCUCUCGAAUUUGGGAAAGGCUAAAUAGGUGCUUGGUGAACUCGGUUGCACUUCAAAAGCUUCCUUUUGCUCAUACUAGACAUCUAGCAAGAGUGGCAUCGGAUCAUAGUCCAAUUGUCUUCAAAUUGGAUGAAAGGGUGCGUCUCAAGGUGAAGAACAUCAAAUUUGAGGAUACAUGGAGAUCUUAUCCAGUGGCUAGGACUAUUGUGUACCAUUCAUGGAGGAAGAAUGAUUUUGGUGAUGAAGACUUAAAUGAGCUAAAGGAAAGUCUGAAAAGGGAAAUACUUGAACUUCAAAACAAAGAGGCUGUGGGAGAAGAUUGGUCAGGUGAUGAUCUUCUUGUGCUUAGAAGCAAAGUUCAUGAGCUUAAUGUGACAUUGAGGAGAUUAUCAACUUGGUGGAAUCAAAGGGCAAAAGCAAGGUGGCAUGAGGAAGGAGACACAAAUUCAAAGCUAUUUCACAAUUUUGCUACGGCAAGAAGGAAUGGUAAUAGGGUGGUUCAAAUUAAAGAUGUGCACAAUAACUUGCAAGAGGAAGAUGAUCAAAUUGAGAAGGUUUUCAUUCAGUAUUUUGAAGCAAAAUGGCAGUCCAGAACUUGUGAUUUAUUAGGUUGGCCAUCGGUUUCUGAGAACUAG